AGGGGUUGAUUGCGCAUGCGUUCACUUUCAAUGACUAUCAAUAACAAGUCUUCACUCCGGCGAGAUUUGAGGGAAGCCUUUUGAAGAGUGGUGUCUUUUGAUAAAAAGUGAUAAAAAAAUAAUUUUUAAAUUAUUUGUUUUACACGAGGAGAUUUAAGAAAUGAAUACAAAGAAACGAAUUUGCGUAAUUGGGGCAGGUCCCAGUGGAAUGUCUACUCUAUACCACUUUGCUAACAAGAUGGGUAGCGGAAUGGACAUAGAGCUCGUAUGCUACGAAAAACAAAAUGAUUGGGGUGGGUUGUGGAACUACAGCUGGAGGACAGGUACGGACGAAUAUGGAGAAUUAUGUCAUAACGGAAUGUACACUAAUCUCUUCACUAACGGAGCAAAAGAGUUUCACGAGUACCCGGACUACACAUUCGAGGAUCAUUUCAAAAAGGCAAUCCCUUCGUUCCCCCCGAGGACUGUAAUCAGAGAUUACUUUGAAGGACGAUGGACACAAAAAGGGAAAGCAAACUUGAAGAAAUACAUAAAAUUCAACAAUGUUGUGCGCCAUGUGUGUUAUGACGACGUCAAAUCCCAGUUUACAGUGGAAGCCUAUGAUCUUGUUGAUAACAAAACCACCACAGAAGCUUUCAGUCACGUGCUUGUUGCUAUUGGUAUUUUUAAUUGCCCCAAAGUACCUUCCAUUGAUGGAAUCGAAUCGUUCAAAGGUCGUGUGAUGCAUUCACAUGACUUCAGAAACGCCAGCGACUUCCGUGACCAACGAGUACUUGUUAUCGGAUCAAGUUAUUCGGCAGAAGAUAUUUCAAUUCAAUGCCUUAAAUUUGGCGCCAAAAGUAUCAUCUGCACAUGGAAGAAUAAAGCGAUGGGAUUCAAAUGGCCAAAAGGUAUAGAAGAACGUCCGUUAGUACAAAAGUUCGUUGGCAAUUGUGCUACAUUCAAAGAUGGAUCCCGUGCAGAAUUCGACACAGUGAUUUUCUGUACAGGGUACCAUUAUGCUUUUCCGUUUAUGGAAGACAAGCUGCGUUUAACCUCAGAUGUAUCUUUCUACCCUGACAAUCUGUACAAAGGAGUUCUUUGGGUUAAUGGUGGCGACAACAAGCUUUUCUAUGUGGGUGUCCAAAACCAGUACUUCAGCUUCACAAUGUUUGACGUACAAGCUGUUUGGGUUUUCAUGUACAUAAAUGGUAAAAUCAAGAAGAAGUCCAGAGGCGAGAUGCAAAAGGACAUACAGAAAUGGGUUCAAAGACUGCCGAAACUUGACACGUGUGACAAAGCUAUUGAUUUCCAGACAGAGUACAUGGCUGAGCUUAUAAAGGACACAGGAUAUCCAGAGAAAGCUGUUAAUUCCGGGAAACUCAUGCACGAUUGGAUCGCUCAUAAGAAUGAUAACAUUCUCACGUACAAAGACCAAUGUCAUGCUUCCAACUGGACCGGGACCGUCGCACCAAAACCGAAAGUUCCAAUGUAUGAAGCGUUUGAUGACAGCAUCGGGGCGUUCAUUUAAAUACAAAUUAUUAGUUGAAACAUGAAUGACGGUCGGCGGUUGACUAAUUUUAUAUUAUUGGACAUGUAUAACAUAUUUAUAGGAACAGUAAUUUGAUGAAUGAUUGUUUACUUAAUUUCGCAGCUUUGGAAUUCAUUUUGUUUAAGUUAUUAAAUUAACUGAUGUUCGUUUACUAUUUCACAAGCAUCGCACAUUUGUCGGACGCUCGUCAAUUAAACGAUUGUUAACGAAAUUUUGCAAAAUAAAACUUGUACCGCGCAUUAAUUGGACAAUUAAUAGACUGAACGUUUGAAGUAUCGGAUACGCAUUAUGUUUACGCUUUGAAAAUAUUUUACUUAUAUAUCAUACAUGUAUUGGGCUGACUGAACGUUUGUUUUUAUCAUCUUAUUUUUUUUUUUUGUAUUAUUUUGCAUUAUUGGACUACAUUGUAUAAUCAAACUUUUCUUGGAUUUAUUUCUGAAUAAUGCUUUAAAAUUUAUAAGUUAUAUGAUAUAAUUUGCUAUUGUUUGAAGGUUGAACGCAGAAAACACAGUUACAACUGCGUUAAAUUCUCCCCUUGUUUAUAUGGUUAUUCAAUAUCACAGGAAACGUGCGUUCAUCACAAUAAAUUUAUAAACUUAUGCAUAAAUUGUAGAAAAUAUUUUACGAUCCCUAUACAUAUGAAAAUAUUCUAAAUUGGAUGAAAUAUGAAUAUGCAAGACUCUCAGUCCUAUAACUUUUUGAACAACCCUUGUAUAAUCAAGAAAAUAUAUUUGUUGUGACGGUUUAAUGCUUUUUUUAAAAUAUGCAUGUGACUCUUUUUAUGUAACUAUAUUCUUUUCAUAUUACAAACAAUUAAUAAAAUAUGUACUUCAAAAAUUAUAAACCGUUUA
Molecule: messenger RNA, 2382 nt
Organism: Ruditapes philippinarum (Manila clam)
Lineage: Eukaryota; Metazoa; Mollusca; Bivalvia; Venerida; Veneridae
Product: trimethylamine monooxygenase-like
Exons: 5
Coding region: 161-1510 (449 amino acids)
Molecular function (GO): N,N-dimethylaniline monooxygenase activity; NADP binding; flavin adenine dinucleotide binding
Source: RefSeq, a predicted model, not a curated record